GAUUUUUGACAUGAUCAAAACAUGUGGGCAAAAACAAAACUGUGGAUUGUUGUUAUAAUGGUCACGGUGAAUCCGAAUCGCGGGGAAUACCAAGAGAUCUGGUUUCUUCCAGCUUCAAUGGCUCUUAACUGUAUGGCAUCAAUAGAGUGUGCACCUUCUUCACAAGGUACAACAUGCCAUGAACUGAAAGAAUAUAUGGUGAAAUACCCGGAUGGCACGACUAACUGUGUUCCUUGUACGAAAUGCCCCGGGGGACAGUGUGUUGCCGCACAUUGCUUUGAAUAUACAAACACUGUAUGUAGAUCGCCUCGUUCAAAUGAAUACAUUGCGACGCAUGUCUGCACAGUUUGCAGCAAUUGUGGUGAUACAAGGACAGUGAAGCGCAACUGUACAAAACAUUCUGAUACGGUUUGUGGAGACUGCAAAACUGAUUACAUAUGGAACUCAAUGAUCGAGGACUGUGUGCCCUCCAAGAAUAAAGGCAUGUCAGAUACGUCCACAAGUACAGCCCCAACGAAAGUAACCAACCCAACUAAUGCAAUCGAGCAGCUGACAACAUUGAUGUCUGUAUCAAAUGCUACUGCUCUCGCUGAUGUUGCUGGAAUAUCAGCUGGCGUUUCUGUCGGCGUUGCGGUGUUGGUUAUUUUAUUUGCUGCCAUGGCAUACCUACAGAUUCAGAAAAGGAAAAUACAAACUCAAACUGAGAGCAACACUCCGUUUCUCCCGAAAUGGACAACAUCAGAGCAGGAUACAAGGACAUCAGACUCAAUGGAUGCCCUGGUGUCGAGCGUGAACACAUAA
This is a messenger RNA of Owenia fusiformis, 801 nucleotides long. The record is from the annotation of a GenBank genome assembly. Lineage: Eukaryota; Metazoa; Annelida; Polychaeta; Sabellida; Oweniidae.